AGUUGCUAGUUUUAUCGAGGAACGCGAAAAGAUCCAGCUUCAUAAAUUUCCCCAUACAAAGGCGGAUUGGCGAACAAUUCUCACUUAAUUCAGCCAGCCGACGAAUAUUAUAAUUUCAUUUUAAGAGAAUCCCUGACGGAGUCUAACGUCUUUAUAUUCUGCGCAGCAUCUCCUAAAUGCUAUUUCUGCAGACACGCGCGGCGUCCUUGUCCAUUUGAUGAAAUUGGACCUGCCGACAACAACUCGUCUUCCCGCCACCCGAUAGUACUACCGUCAAUAAGCAAGCUAUUCAACGAAACAUAUCCCCAAGAUGGCGGACCAUCAUCGAGAUGUGUCGCAGUACAAGUACUCGGCUAUGUCCAACCUGGUUCUCCAGGCGGAUAGACGGUUUGUUACGCGGCGGACCGAUGAGGCUACUGGUGACCCCGAAUCCCUUGCCGGCCGUCUGAGAAUCAAUGACAUGGGCUCCAGAGUCGCGCGCGAUACUGCACCCAAACAGAAGAAGGCUGCAGGCUUACAGGAUAUUCAGAGGGGAGAUGUACAAGAGGGCAAAGACAUUCUAGCCCGCGAACAAAGAAAAGCCAAAGGCGACCCGUCGCAGAUGAGAGGAACGGGUAUCCUCGGACAAACAGAUCUGCUAGUCGAAGGCCUUCGAUAUCGACCGCGUAUACCAGCCACUCGUGCCACUUACGACCUCAUAUUAAACGUUGUGAGGAGUAAUUUGGGCGAUGUAUCCCACGAGAUCGUUUUGAGUGCGGCGGACGCUGUGCUGGAAUAUCUUAAGGAUGAGGACAUGAAGGAUUUCGACAAGAAAAAGGAAAUCGAUGAUCUGUUGGGCGUCACAUUAAACCCCAAGCAGUUCAACGAGUUGGUCAACCUCGGAAAGAAAAUUACAGAUUAUGAUACCCAAAAUGACGACGAAGAUAUGGACACAGGAGCAGGUGCGGCCGAAGGUGACGAAGAACUGGACGAACGUCAGGGUGUCGCCGUGGUAUUCGACGACGAGGAGGAGGACGAAGAAGCAGCCUUGGUCAACGAAGUCAGAGAUGAGUCCUCAGACGAUGAGGCGGUCUUUGACAAGGACGAGCAGGACUUGGUUGGCUUGGAAGAACAGGCGACCGCCGGAGGCGCUGGGGAAGACCGAGACCACGAGCAGGCGGACUUAGCUGACGGCGAGGAAAUGGUGAUUGAUGCCGGCUUUACUGAAGCCAAACGCGAGGGGUCGUCUAAGGAAACAAACUAUAUCCCUGCGCGCCAAAUCGACGCCUACUGGUUACAAAGGGAGAUCGGAAAUAUCUAUACCGAUGACCAUAUUCGCCACGAGAAGACCGCCCAAGCUUUACAUAUCCUUUCUGGGGAGCCUGAUGAACCUGGUGGAGAGGAGAAGCAGCUGAGAGAGAUCGAAAACGAAUUGAUGGAACUGCUUGACUACGAGCAUCAUGAAGUAGUCCAGAAGCUCAUUCAGAAUCGAGAAAAGAUCGUUUGGCUCACGCGCUUAGCCAGGGCUGAGGGUGAUGAGGAAAGGGGUGUCAUUGAGCGGGAAAUGGCAUCCGAGGGUGUCAGAUGGAUCUUGGAUGAGCUUCGAGGCAAAAAGACGGGUGAAGCCGCAAAAAAGAUGGAGAUCAAGAUGGACAUUGAUGUCCCAGCGUCGUUUAGCACAGCGCCUAAGACUGAGCGAGCGGAAGGCCAACUUGUCGGCGGGCUUCAACCACGGAAGCUAAUCAACCUGGAAAAUCUCAUAUUCGAUCAGGGCAACCAUCUUAUGACAAACCCUAAAGUCAGACUCCCUGAAGGUUCGACGAAAAGGACUUUCAAGGGCUACGAAGAGAUCCACGUCCCCGCACCUAAAAAACGCAACCAAGCGGAUGAAACUAAUAUUCCCAUUACCGAUAUGCCCGAGUGGGCUCGUGUGCCCUUCAGCUCAGCUAAGUCGCUGAAUAAAAUCCAGACCAAGUGCUUCCCGACAGCCUUUGAAGAUGAUGGGAACAUGCUUAUCUGUGCCCCGACUGGUAGUGGUAAAACGAAUGUAGCCAUGUUAACUAUUCUACGGGAGCUUGGGAAGCAUAGGGAUCCGCAGACAGGAGAUAUUGAUUUAGAUGCCUUCAAGAUUGUGUACAUUGCGCCUUUGAAGGCUCUGGUUCAAGAGCAAGUUGGUAAUUUUGGUGCACGCCUGAAACCAUACGGCAUAACAGUUGCCGAGUUGACUGGUGAUCGCCAACUAACGAAGCAACAAAUCUCCGAGACGCAGAUCAUCGUUACGACACCUGAGAAGUGGGAUGUCAUCACGCGGAAAGCGACAGACCUGACAUACACUAAUCUUGUGCGGCUGAUUAUUAUCGACGAAAUUCAUCUUUUGCAUGACGAACGUGGACCCGUCAUUGAAAGUAUUGUGAGCAGGACUAUUAGGAAGACCGAGCAAACUGGUGAUCCAGUCAGACUGAUCGGUUUGUCUGCUACUCUACCCAAUUACAGGGACGUGGCUAGCUUUCUUCGCGUGGAUCCUCUCAAGGGACUUUUCCACUUCGAUGGUUCCUACCGACCGUGUCCUUUAAGACAAGAGUUCAUUGGUGUCACCGAGAAGAAGGCCAUUAAGCAGCUCAAGACGAUGAACGAUAUCACAUAUAAUAAAGUCAUCGAGCAUGUCGGUACUCACAGAAACCAGAUGCUCAUUUUCGUUCAUUCUCGAAAGGAAACCGCGAAGACUGCCAAAUACAUUCGAGAUAAGGCCCUCGAGAUGGAAACAAUUAAUCAGAUCUUAAAGCAUGAUUCCGGCUCAAGAGAAGCUCUUAACGAAAUAGUUAAUGAUAUAUCUGAUGCUGACUUGAAGGAUCUUAUCCCCUAUGGAUUCGGUAUUCACCAUGCGGGUAUGAGUCGUCUUGACCGAUCCGAAGUCGAAGGCCUCUUUGCUGCCGGUCUUAUUCAAGUCCUCGUUUGUACGGCUACUCUUGCCUGGGGUGUCAACCUUCCAGCACACACGGUUAUCAUCAAGGGUACCCAGGUCUACUCACCGGAAAAAGGUAGCUGGGUAGAGUUGAGCCCCCAAGACGUUCUACAGAUGUUGGGUCGUGCUGGACGACCUCAGUACGACACGUAUGGUGAAGGUGUCAUCAUCACGUCUCAAAGUGAAAUGCAGUACUAUCUAUCGCUGCUCAAUCAACAACUCCCGAUUGAAAGUCAGUUGGCUAGUAAGCUUGUUGAUAACCUGAAUGCAGAAAUCGUUUUGGGUAAUGUUCGAAGUAGAGACGAAGGGGUUGAAUGGCUAGGUUAUACCUAUCUAUUCGUUCGAAUGUUACGAUCGCCUGGCCUCUAUAGCGUCGGGGCCGACUACGAGGAUGACGAGGCCCUGGAGCAGAAGAGAGUCGACCUCAUACAUUCAGCGGCUACCGUGCUGAAAAAGUCGAAUCUCAUUACCUAUGAUGAGAAGACUGGCAAGGUCAAGGCAACUGAACUUGGAAGGAUAGCAUCCCACUACUAUAUCACCUAUGGAUCGAUGGAUACCUACAAUAAGUUAAUCCAGCCUUCGAUCACAACUAUCGAGCUUUUCCGAGUGUUUGCUCUUAGCGCUGAGUUCAAGUAUAUACCUGUUCGACAAGAUGAGAAGUUAGAACUGGCAAAAAUUCUCGCUCGGAUACCGAUUCCGGUGAAAGAAAGCAUCGAAGAGCCGCAUUGCAAAAUUAAUGUCCUGCUACAGGCCUAUAUCAGCCGGCUCAAGCUUGAGGGUCUAGCUCUCAUGGCCGACAUGGUCUACGUCACACAAUCCGCAGGCCGUAUACUUCGCGCCAUCUUCGAAAUCACUUUACAAAAAGGAUGGUCCAAUGUUGCAAAAACGGCCUUGGACUUGUGCAAAAUGGCAGAGAAGAGAAUGUGGCUAACCAUGACGCCGCUAAGGCAGUUCCCUCGGUGCCCUCGGGAUAUCAUAGCUAAAGCUGACAGAUUAGAUAUCCCAUGGAGUAGUUAUUUCGACCUCGACCCUCCCCGGAUGGGUGAGCUGCUUGGGAUGCCGAAGGCGGGGCGUGUCGUCUGCGACCUGGUAUCCAAGUUCCCGCGGGUUGAGAUUCAAGCACAGGCUCAGCCGAUGACUCGUUCUAUGCUUCGAGUCGAGCUGUCUAUAACGCCGAACUUCCAAUGGGAUGAUGAAAUUCAUGGAUUGGCAGAGAGCUUUUGGAUUAUUGUUGAAGAUUGUGACGGCGAGGAUAUUCUAUUCUAUGACCAGUUCCUCCUGCGCAAGGACUAUGCGAUGUCGGAAUCGAACGAACAUUUGGUCGACUUCACAGUCCCCAUCACCGACCCUAUGCCCCCUAAUUACUUCAUUUCUGUCAUUUCUGAUAGGUGGAUACAAUCGGAGACGAAGUUGGCUGUUUCGUUCCAAAAGCUCAUUCUGCCCGAGAAAUUCCCGCCUCAUACCCAGCUUCUAGAUUUACAACCUCUCCCGGUCGCCGCGCUAAAGGCGAAGGACUUUUCCAACUUGUACGAGUCUUGGAAUUACUUCAAUAAAAUUCAAACGCAGACUUUUAAUUCGCUCUACACAACGGAUGAUAACGUCCUGAUCGGUGCUCCAACCGGUAGUGGGAAGACCGUCUGCGCUGAGUUCGCUCUUUUGCGUCUGUGGUCGAAACCGGAGAUUGGCCGUGCUGUGUACAUUGCGCCGUUCCAGGAAAUUGUCGAUAUCAGACACCAAGAUUGGAGCAAGCGUCUUAGCCAUCUGCGUGGCGGGAAGGAGAUAGUUAAGCUUACCGGAGAAACGGCAACGGACUUGAAGCUACUUGAGAAGGGAGACCUGAUCUUGGCUACACCAUCGCAGUGGGAUGUCCUCUCUCGACAGUGGCAGAGACGCAAGAAUAUCCUUACAGUAGAACUGUUCAUUGCCGACGAGCUUCAUCUCCUCGGCGGACCGCUAGGGUACAUCUAUGAGAUCAUAGUAUCUCGCAUGCACUAUAUUCGUACCACUGCUCAACUAACGAUGAGAAUUGUUGGGUUGAGCGUGUCACUUGCGAAUGCAAGAGACAUUGGCGAAUGGAUUGACGCCAAAAAGAAGGACAUUUACAACUUCAGCCCUCACGUCCGCCCUGUGCCUCUUGAGCUUCGUAUCCAGUCUUUCUCUAUUCCCCACUUCCCAUCUCUUAUGCUUGCUAUGGCAAAACCAGCGUACCUUGCGAUCACGGAGUUGUCGCCAGAUCAGCCAGCUCUGGUUUUCGUGCCGAGCAGGAAACAAACGAGGUCAAGUGCUCGUGACAUUCUUGCGGCUUGCCUGGCGGAAGAUGACGAAGACAGAUUUUUGCACGUGGAUAUUGACCAACUUCAUCCACUGCUAGAGCGUGUCCAGGAAGAGGCAUUAGCUGAAGCCCUAUCGCAUGGUGUUGGAUAUUACCAUGAAGCUCUCAGCCAAAGCGACAAGCGUAUCGUUCUCCACCUAUACAAGCAAGGUGCAAUCCAGGUUCUGGUCGCAUCUCGUGACGUGUGUUGGGAGCUGGACUGCACUGCGCACCUAGUAGUGGUGAUGGGCACUCAAUACUUUGAGGGUCGUGAACACCGUUACGUCGACUACCAGUUAAGUGAAGUACUUCAGAUGUUCGGGAAGGCUUUACGACCAUCUCGGGACGGCCGUAGUAGGGGCGUACUCAUGGUUCCAGGCGUCAAGAGAGAAUAUUUCAAGAAAUUCCUCAACGAAGCCCUUCCAGUCGAGUCUCAUCUUCACAAUUUUAUGCAUGACGCUUUUGUUACCGAGGUCAGCACAAAGAUGAUCGAGUCCGCGGAUGAUGCUAUCAACUGGACAACGUUUACGUACUUCUAUCGUCGACUUCUAGCAAACCCGAGUUACUACAGUCUGACGAGCCCGACGCAUGAGGGCUUGAGUAGCUACCUUUCUGACUUGGUGGAGACUACGCUGAAGGAGCUCACUGAGUCGAAGAUCAUCGACUUUGACGAAGAUGAUGGCUCUGUUGCCCCUCAAAACGCGGCCAUGAUCGCAGCGUAUUACAAUAUCUCGUACAUUACAAUGCAGACGUUCCUGUUAUCAUUGACUGCGAGGACAAAGCUCAAGGGGAUACUGGAAAUUGUCACUUCGGCCACAGAAUUCGAGUCCAUCCAGAUCCGGCGACAUGAAGACAACCUACUUCGGCGAAUCUACGACAGGGUCCCGGUUAAAAUGUCCGAACCGGCCUACGACUCGCCGCAUUUCAAGGCGUUCGUAUUGCUACAAGCACACUUUUCUCGAAUGCAACUACCUAUCGACCUAGCUAAGGAUCAGGAGGUAAUUGUAUCGAAGGUGUUGAGUCUCCUGAGCGCAACAGUUGACGUUCUAUCGUCGGACGGGCAUCUGAAUGCUAUGAAUGCCAUGGAAAUGUCGCAGAUGGUGGUCCAAGCCAUGUGGGACCGAGACAGUCCUUUGAAACAAAUUCCUCAUUUCACGCCCGAGGUUGUGAAGGUGGCGAACGAGUUCGGAAUUAAGGACAUUUUCGAUUUUAUGGAAGCAAUGAACCCCGAAGAGAACCCCAACUACGACACUCUUAUCAAACGCCUCGGCUUGUCGCAAGCCCAGUUAAGCCAGGCAGCAGCUUUCACAAACAAUAAAUACCCCGAUAUCUCACUCGAAUUUGAACUUAUAGAUGAGGACAACAUCCGUGCUGGAGAGCCGGCGUACAUGAAUGUCCAAAUCGACCGCGAAGUCGAAGAGGACGGAGAGGUUGACACGACAGUCCACGCUCCAUUCUACCCCGCUAAGAAGGUGGAGAAUUGGUGGCUGGUUGUUGGAGAGGAGAGUACAAAGACGCUGCUGGCAAUCCGGCGAGUCACUAUUGGCCGACAACUCAAGACCAAAUUGGAGUACACGGUCCCGACACCGGGUAAGCAUGACUUGAAGCUGUUUUUGAUGAGUGACAGCUACGUCGGUGUGGACCAGGAGCCAGCGUUUUCCGUCACGGUCGCGGAGGGCAUGGAUGUGGACUCGGAUGAGGAAGAAGAGGAUGACGAAUAGAAAUCCUCGGGAUACACCUUUGGGAACUUUUAAUGAGUGAGAUCACGUCCCCUGUACGAAAAAGCUUACUGUACAUAUAGAAAACCAUUCAAAGGCGAUUAGACGCUGUCUGGUGAAUUAUCUAAAGGAGAAAAGAAAAAUAGGGAUAUAUCGAAAAAAAAUUUUACUACUUAUUCCAAGACGUCCGCAACGGUUCUCUUCGAGUUUUUUACCUGAGGCAUGUGUUAUGUCAUGUUAGGUAUCUGGGUAGGUAUCGGUGAGGUGUUGGGUAGGUAGGCUGUCGGGCGAUGUUACGGGGGCUGGUGUUGCAAAAGGCGCUGUUGCGGCUCGGUUCGGGGGGUAUAAAGGAGAUAGAUGAGCAGUAUGGAAGCGGAUGGAAAUGAAGACAGAAAGGAGAGAAUGAUGUGUGUUAUAGAUUGUGUUAUAGAUGCAGGAAAGCAAGAUAGGGAGGGGGCCAUAUUAAUGAAGGGCGAAGGCCAACGGGGGCUCGAUGGAAGUCGAUGGAGGUCGGUGACCAACUAUAAUAUUCUCAUGUACAAUACCAUACCUGGUAUGGGGGGGGCGUGUUUCUUGAUUGGGGG
This is a messenger RNA of Daldinia caldariorum, 7554 nucleotides long. RefSeq names its product Sec63-domain-containing protein. Lineage: Eukaryota; Fungi; Ascomycota; Sordariomycetes; Xylariales; Hypoxylaceae. Gene Ontology annotation, molecular function: nucleic acid binding; ATP hydrolysis activity; ATP binding. The transcript has 2 exons. The record is from RefSeq and is a predicted model, not a curated record. The coding region runs from base 311 to 6973 and encodes 2220 amino acids. Gene Ontology annotation, cellular component: nucleus.